Messenger RNA from Budorcas taxicolor (takin), 2837 nucleotides. Its product is annotated as zinc finger protein 91-like. The record is from RefSeq and is a predicted model, not a curated record. NCBI's taxonomy places the organism in Eukaryota, Metazoa, Chordata, Mammalia, Artiodactyla, Bovidae. The coding region runs from base 167 to 2719 and encodes 850 amino acids. The transcript has 6 exons. Gene Ontology annotation, biological process: regulation of transcription by RNA polymerase II. Gene Ontology annotation, molecular function: RNA polymerase II cis-regulatory region sequence-specific DNA binding; DNA-binding transcription factor activity.
CGGAGAGCGCGCAGCCGAGGUCCCCGAGCGGCGCCUAAGCUUCUUUCUAGAAUUCAUUCCUUGCCUGAGUGCUUUUUCCCUUCAUCUCAUACAUUUGAAAUUUUCUUUGACCUCUGAAGACUCGUGUUGCCUGAGGAAGCCCUGAAGGAAAGAAAAGGAGUGAGGCAUGGCUCUUUCUCAGGAACGACUGACCUCUGAGGAUGUGGCCAUCGAAUUCACUCAGGAGGAGUGGGAAUUCCUGGACCCUGCUCAGAGGGCCUUGUACAGGGACGUGAUGCUGGAGACCUACAGGAACCUGCUUUUUACUCUUUGUGGCAAGGCCUUUCGUGUAAAGUCAAGCCUUUUAAGUCAUCAGACAAUUCAUACUGGAGAGAAACCUUACAAAUGUGAUGCGUGUGGUAUGGCCUUUCGUGUAAAGUUAACCCUUUUAAGUCAUCAGACAGAUCAUACUGGAGAGAAACCUUACAAAUGUGAUGAGUGUGGCAAGGCCUUUCGUGUAAAGUCAAGCCUUUUAAGGCAUCAGACAGUUCAUACUGGAGAGAAACCUUACAAAUGCGAUGAGUGUGGCAAGGCCUUUUGUGUAAAGUCAAGCCUUUUAAGGCAUCAGACAGUUCAUACUGGAGAGAAACCUUACAAAUGUGAUGAGUGUGGCAAGGCCUUUUGUGUAAAGUCAAGCCUUUCAAAUCAUCAGACAGUUCAUACUGGAGAGAAACGUUACAAAUGUGAUGAGUGUGGCAAGGCCUUUGCUCACAGCUCAUACCUCAGGAGACAUAAGAAAAUUCAUACAGGAAAGAAAUUAUUUAAAUGUGAUAUAUGUGACAAAGUCUUCGACCAAAAUUCAGACUUUUUAAGUCAUCAGACAGUUCAUACUGGAGAGAAACCUUACAUAUGUGAUGAGUGUGGCAAGGCAUUUGCUCACAGCUCAUACCUCAGGAGACAUAAGAAAAGUCAUACAAGAAAGAAAUUAUUUAAAUGUGAUACCUGUGACAAAGUCUUUGGUCGAAAUUCAAAGCUUACGCGUCAUCAGACGGUUCAUACUGGAGAGAAACCUUACAAGUGUGAUGAGUGUGGCAAGGCCUUUCGUCUAGGGUCAGCCCUUUUAAGUCAUCAGACAGUUCAUACUGGAGAGAAACCUUACAAAUGUGAUGAGUGUGGCAAGGUCUUUCGUCUAAAAUCAACCCUUUCAAGUCAUCAGACAGUUCAUACUGGAGAGAAACCUUACAAAUGUGAUCAGUGUGGCAAGGCCUUUCGUGUAAAGUCAAGCCUUUUAAGGCAUAAGACAGUUCAUACUGGAGAGAAACCUUACAAAUGUGAUGAGUGUGGCAAGGCCUUUCGUGUAAAGUCAAGCCUUUUAAGUCAUCAGACAGUUCAUACUGGAGAGAAACCUUACAAAUGUGAUGAGUGUGGCGAGGCCUUUCGUCUAAAGUUAACCCUUUUAAGUCAUCAGACAGUUCAUACUGGAGAGAAACCUUACAAAUGUGAUGAGUGUGGCGAGGCCUUUCGUCUAAAGUCAAGCCUUUUAAGUCAUCAGACAGUUCAUACUGGAGAGAAACCUUACAAAUGUGAUCAGUGUGGCAAGGCCUUUCGUGAAGAGUCAACCUUUUUAAGUCAUCAGACAGUUCAUACUGGAGAGAAACCUUACAAAUGUGAUCAGUGUGGCAAGGCCUUUCGUCUGAAGUCAACGCUUUUAACUCAUCAGACAGUUCAUACUGGAGAGAAACCUUACAAAUGUGAUCAGUGUGGCAAGGCCUUUCGUGUAAAGUCAAGCCUUUUAAGUCAUCAGACAGUUCAUACUGGAGAGAAACGUUACAAAUGUGAUGAGUGUGGCAAGGCCUUUCGUCUAAAGUCAACCCUUUUAAGGCAUAAGACAGUUCAUACUGGAGAGAAACGUUACAAAUGUGACGAGUGUGCCAAGGCCUUUCGUGAAAAGUCAAACCUUUUAAGUCAUCAGACAGUUCAUACUGGAGAGAAACCUUACAAAUGUGAUGAGUGUGGCAAGGCCUUUCGUGAAAAGUCAACAUUUUUAAGUCAUCAAAAAGUUCAUACUGGAGAGAAACCUUACAAAUGUGAUGAGUGUGGCGAGGCCUUUCGUCUAAAGUCAACCCUUUUAAGGCAUAAGACAGUUCAUACUGGAGAGAAACGUUACAAAUGUGAUGAGUGUGGCAAGGCCUUUCGUCUAAAGUCAACCCUUUUAAGUCAUCAGACAGUUCAUACUGGAGAGAAACCUUACAAAUGUGAUGAGUGUGGCAAGGUCUUUCGUCUAAAGUCAAGCCUUUUACGGCAUCAGACAGUUCAUACUGGAGAGAAACCUUACAAAUGUUAUCAGUGUGGCAAGGCCUUUCAUCUAAAGUCAAACCUUUUAAGUCAUCAGACAGUUCAUACUGGAGAGAAACGUUACAAAUGUGAUGACUGUGGCAAGGCCUUUCGUCUAAAGUCAACCCUUUUAAGUCAUCAGACAGUUCAUACUGGAGAGAAACCUUACAAAUGUGAUGAGUGUGGAAAAGUCUUUGGUCAAAAACCACAUCUUCAACUUCACUGGAGAAUUCAUACUGGAGAGAGACCUUUCAGAUGUAAUGAGUGUGGCAAGUUCUUCAGUCAAAAUUCACUCCUUAAAAAUCAUUGGAGAAUACAUAUAGAGAAACCAUUCAAAUGUUUCAAGUGUGGAAAAUCCUUUAUUCAGUUCUCAGCACUCGCUAAACAUCAGAAAAUCCACACAUGAGAGAAACUCAUGUGAAUGUGGUAUAUGGUAGAAGUCUUCAAAUUUCAAAGCUCAAAAUUCACACGCUACAGUUGCUCAGAGAAUUCAUCUUACUGAAAAACCAUACGAAUAUCAUGAA